Molecule: messenger RNA, 2103 nt
Organism: Drosophila sulfurigaster albostrigata
Lineage: Eukaryota; Metazoa; Arthropoda; Insecta; Diptera; Drosophilidae
Exons: 1
Coding region: 228-1916 (562 amino acids)
Source: RefSeq, a predicted model, not a curated record
CGUUUGUCAAUUCAGUUUUACAGUUAGUAUACAAUCGGUAACAGUUCUCGAGUAAAUUUCUGUUUUAUUAUUUCACACAAUAAAUUGUGACGCGCUGUAAAAGUCAGUGUCUAAAUUCAACGUGCAUGAAAAUAAGAGAAAAAAGAAAAACGUAGAAUCUAAAGGCUCCAUAAUGAGCUCCACUAAAAAAAUUCGGGCUCAGCCAAUUGGCGCUGCAGAACGUCAAGAUGCAGAGUGGACUGAGUACGGUGUGCAACUUCUAUAAGAAUCAAGCGUGCGGUGCAUCUGUGGCAACCAUGGAUGGCUUUGGCAGUGCAUCCAAGAGUGUCUUAAGAAAGAACAACAGCAACAACAGCAGCAGCAACAAUUACACGGGACGAGUUAGUAAAUUGAUUGGCGUGAAGAAGACUCUGGUCAAUCAGAUGCAGGGCAUGUCACAAAAGUCGCGACCGAAGGGCAAAUUGCGUUCACUAAUGCAACCGAUGAGCUCCAAGUACAGCAUCUACGGCCAGACAACGUUGUUCUCCUCGAUGAGCAGCCUGCCGGGCAGCAGCAGCGUUUCUCCCUCGCUGAGCCAUAGACGUGGCAUGUCAAGCUUUGGGCAGCAGAAUGCAACGCGCUACAUUGUCCAUCAGCGUUAUCAUCAGGCCAGCAAGUUCCAGGAGAAGCUCAACGAGGACAUUGCCCGAGAUAUUAGUCUGUCCAUCAAGGCUGAGCUGAUGGAUGUCGAUACGGAUACAAAGCGACUUAUCAGCUGUGCACGCUCCAAGUAUUCGACGGCACCACAGGGUGCAUCAACAGCAGUUGUUGGCGAAAGCGAUGGUGGUGAGCAGCUGGAGAAGCAACGCUACAAGCAGCCACGUGCCAUGAAAGUUCCCAAUUCGCCGCUGAACAUCGCCGACGAUCUCAUGAAGCAGAGCAAACCUCUGCGGAGGAAGACGGCCAAUGUGCGCUACAAGGACGAAUCGCGUGCGGCGAACUUGGCAAGUCAACUGCACCUCAGCCUGCCAAGUCUGACGAGCCGCAAGCUGCAAACGCAGUGGGGAGAACUCUUUGCCAAGACCAGCAUGGAGCGCACAAACUCGAAUCGCAGCAGCAACCGACAUCAGAUGCAGCUGCAACAGCAACCGAAGAAACUGAGGCAACAGCAGCGGCAAGAGAAACUUGAUGACGAUGAAGACGACGAUGGUGAUGAUCUGAUGCAUGUGCCAGCAGUGAACUCGCUUAAGAGGAACACUAAAGAGAUGGCUGCAAACAAAGCUGCUGCUGCUGAAGACAAUGACUGUGAUUUCGAUAACAAUCGUGAUCGCUAUAUGCAGACAAACACGGAGCGCGACUUCCUCGAUCGCAACAUCUUCAGUUCGAAGCGCGGCGAGGAUGUCGACAGCAGUCGCAUGGAUGAGCAGAAUUACCAAUCCAAGACUGGUGCCAAUUUGAUGAGCGCCUCGCAACGCAUCAUCAACAAACAGUAUGCGGGGUAUCGCAACAAGCCUCAAGUCCAUCUAAUCAAACAUGUGGCGCAGCCGGUGAACCCAUCGCCGCCAGUGAAGAAGACAAUGCGUCCGUCCUCGCGUUCCAAAGGCAUUGCACGAUCCAAGGAAUCGGUCAAUGGGCCAAAUGCCACACAGGUGUGGAAACGGCAGAAAUCAGAGCCAGCUAAAUCCAUGGACGAUCAGUAUUUAGGCAAAAAGCUGGCACCUUUCUGGAGUGGCAACGAUUCGCAGUCACCAUCGCCAUCGAAAAUCCAAAUGGGUGAGAAGCGACAGGAGUUCAAGGAUGAUGGCUUUGUCGACAUGUUGCAGAACGACAUGGCAUUGCCAGUGGAAUAUACCAAGGAGUCCGCUGUGCAACGCUUGAGCACGACGGUCGAGAAGCGUACCUCAAGCAUGUAUCAUGGAUUGCGUUCACGUCAAUAGUCAGUCAGCAUUGUAUUUCCUUCUCGUCUUUGCGUCGCGAUGCCAAGAGACAGCUCAAAAUUUUUAAAUUCCUCGAUAGUAGUUUGCGUACGCCAGACUGUGUUCUCUGUAUUUGAGCCCCAAAUUGAGUUUAGAUAAAUGUCCCUACUUUUAUAUUUUGUCGAAUAAAACAAAUUGAUUUGCGUAA